Messenger RNA from Malaclemys terrapin pileata, 5670 nucleotides. RefSeq names its product F-box and leucine rich repeat protein 4 (gene FBXL4). NCBI's taxonomy places the organism in Eukaryota, Metazoa, Chordata, Testudines, Emydidae. The transcript is spliced from 8 exons. Gene Ontology annotation, molecular function: protein binding. Bases 684 to 2549 code for a protein of 621 amino acids. Gene Ontology annotation, biological process: SCF-dependent proteasomal ubiquitin-dependent protein catabolic process. The record is from RefSeq and is a predicted model, not a curated record. Gene Ontology annotation, cellular component: SCF ubiquitin ligase complex.
GGGCUCACUGGUGUCCCGCGGCGCCUUCUGCCCGGUGGGAGCCCCGCCUUCGCCCUGCGGCUGCCUCGCCCCAGCUGCCCGGGACGCUCGUGUGGCUGGUGUCAGCGCGCGGCGCAGGCCGCUCCGCCCUGCGGACGGAUAUACAACAGCGUGCAUAUAGACUUUUGCUUCUGACACCGUCACAGAACCCUGAAUACCUACCUUGUGUCAUGGCUGUAUAGAAGACCUCCAGCUGACAUUAUUAAUGGACUCCAAUGAACAUCCUUUUGGAGUCCACUGACUUUCAUAUCAGGGAUGCAUGCUGUCAUGGACAACAUGAAAGGGUAGUGCUGAAGGUUAUACAUUGACAACAAAAUUUUUGUUACUACUGCAGGCUGGUGAUCUAACACGGAAAAUAGUUAAUUUAGUUUUUGGCUCAAUUUAACUUCCAGAUAACUGCCUUUUUUAAUUCAGUGGCCCUAAGGAAACUACUUGAUUUUAGAUUUUUAAUGACAGCGUUGUCUUAAGAUGACAAAUUAGAAUGAGUAAAAGCAAAUUGGUUUCCUUCUGGAAAAAUUUUCUCUGUUGACCAUGUUUAACCAUUCUGUUUUAUUCAGCUAUUUUUUUUUUUAAACAUCCCCCAAAGAGUUAAUGCACCUUAUAUAGGACAUCUGACCUUUUGCAGCUUCAUAAUUCAUAUCUAGAUGUCACCGGUGUUUCCCAUGUUAACAGUUCUCAGCAUGUUUUACUAUAUCUGCCUUCGGCGCCGAGCCAGGACAGCUACAAGGGGAGAAAUGAUGAACAGCCGGAGAGCUAUUGAAUCAAACAGCCGAGCCUUACCUAUCAAUGUUGAAGUAGUCCAGUAUGCCAAAGAAGUGUUGGAUUUCAGUUCUCAUUACGGUAGUGAAAACAGCAUGUCCUACACAAUGUGGAAUUUGGCAGGUAUUCCAAAUGUGUACCCCAGUUCUGGGGACUUCACUCAGACUGCUGUGUUUCGAACUUAUGGAACUUGGUGGGAUCAGUGUCCUAGUGCCCAGUUGCCAUUCAAGAGGACUCCACCUAACUUCUAUAGCCAGGACUACGUAGAGCUUGCUUUUGAGGAGCCAGUUUAUCCCACAGCAGUGCAUGUUCUGGAAACAUAUCACCCUGGGGCUGUAAUUAGGAUUUUGGCUUGUUCUGCAAAUCCCUAUUCCCAAAAUACACCAGCUGAAGUAAGGUGGGAAAUCCUUUGGUCAGAAGCACCUACCAAGGUGAAUUCUCCUCAGGCUCGCCAGUUCACACCUUGUAUUAAACAGAUUGACUUUCCCACAAAUCUAAUUCGAUUGGAAGUAAAUAGUUCCCUUCAGGACUAUUACGCUGAAUUAGAUGCAGUAGUACUACAUGGUGUGAAAGAGAGACCUGUACUUUCGCUUAAGACUUCGAUGAUAGAUAUGAAUGAUUUGGAUGAAGAUGAUGAUGAAGAAAAGAAUGGCUCUGAAAUGGAUAGUCUUAAUAAACAGUUCAGUGUUGCAGCCCUCAGGGAAUGGACAACUAAUGGGUAUUUUGAUAAACUGCCUUAUGAGCUCAUUCAGUUGAUUUUGAGUCACCUUACUGUACCAGACCUGUGUAGACUAGCACAGACUUGUAAGCUACUAUAUCAGCAUUGCUGUGAUCCUCUACAAUACAUUCACCUCAGUUUACAACCCUACUGGGCAAGGAUAAAUGACACAUCUCUGGAAUACCUACUGUCUCGCUGCACUCUCAUCCAGUGGCUGAAUUUAUCUUGGACAGGAAACAGGGGAGCCAUAUCUGUUUCUGGAUUUAGCAGGUUCCUGAAAGUUUGUGGCUCUGAACUAGUGCGCCUUGAGUUGGCUUGUGGCCAUUUUCUCAAUGAGACUUGCUUGGAGGUCAUUGCUGAGAUGUGUCCAAACCUUCAGGAAUUAAAUCUCUCCUCCUGUGAUAAGCUACCACCUCAGGCUUUCAACCACAUUGCCAAAGUGUGCAGUCUUAAGCGUCUCAUCCUUUAUCGAACAAAAGUAGAGCAAACAGCACUGCUCAGCAUUCUGAACUUCUGUUCAGAGCUUCAGCACCUCAGCCUUGGUAGCUGUGUCAUGAUUGAAGACUAUGACCUGAUAGCGAGUAUGAUGGGAGCAAAGUGCAAAAAACUGCGUACUCUGGAUUUGUGGAGAUGUAAAAACAUUACUGAAAAUGGAAUAGCAGAACUGGCUUCGGGAUGUCAGCUCUUGGAGGAGCUUGAUCUUGGCUGGUGCCCUACGCUACAAAGCAGUACUGGCUGCUUCACAAGCCUUGCGCGUAAGCUCCCAAACUUGCAAAAGCUCUUUCUUACAGCCAACAGGUCUGUGUGUGACACGGACAUUGAAGAACUUGCCGCUAACUGUACUCAUCUUCGGCAGUUGGACAUACUGGGGACAAGGAUGGUAAGCCCUGCAUCUUUAAGAAAAUUGCUGGAGUCUUGUAAAGAUCUUUCUUUACUUGAUGUGUCCUUCUGUUCACAAAUUGAUAAUAGAGUUGUCCUAGAACUGAAUGCCAGCUUUCCUAAUGUGUUCAUAAAAAAGAGUUUCACUCAGUGACUCACUACGUAUGCCGCUAUGGAAUUCAUUUGACAGUGUUGUUUCCUGUGAAUUUGUGAUUACAUUUUUCUUCAAAAAAGAAAUUAAAAUCUUCCAUAAAAUGGAGGGAACGAUAUUCAUGAAAUGAGUACAUACUAUGUAUUUGGUGCUCCUGUACCUAGUAUUUGUUUUCCCUUUGUUAAUUGAUGGCACUGCAUGUGUUUAAAUAGCCACAUAUGUGGCCUAAAUUAGAGAAGAUGAAAAAAACAUAUUCUUGAUGCCCUUUUAAAGAAAAUUUUAUACAAUAAGAUACAUUAAAAUCCAGGGGAAAGUGAAGUUCUAACAUUUAGCAAUAGAGAAAUGAUGGGAGUUUCUCUGUCUUAUAGGUUGUAGUGUUUUAGUUUUGGCCUGUGGCAUAAGACCUUGUGAUCUGGUGUGUAAUGUGCUGUUUGAAAAAUUGUUUAAGCUGGUGUAAGAUCAGACUAGUUUGAAAAGCCACUUUUUUCUCUCCUUUUGUUGACAGUGACUGGUAUCUAUUUUAAAACUCUGAUGUGUCUGCUAAGAGUUUUUUUUCCCCCUUCAAAUGGAUGAAAUAUGGCAAUGUUUUACAGUCCAGCUUAAACAGAUAAAUACAAAAACCCACCAUAUGAGUUUAUAGCAGAAACGAAAAAGAAAAAAAAUUACCUGCUUCCUCCUGUACUGGAUAUAAAAUUUGUGUCCGAUACUUCUUGUCAUAACUGAUAACACAUAGAAAACCCAAAAGCAAUUUUCUUCAAAUUUCUGUUAUGUCAAGGUGUGUUGACUUGUGGUACAUCUGCCUUUCAUAUGAAGUACAAUAAUAGUGUUACUCAGGAUAAUGUAUUAGAAACUCUUCCUUUGUUGGAUACAUACCUACUAUCAAGUUUAAAAACAAAUAUUUGGUGUUCAGUAAAAUCAUGAUGAAAAUGUUGAGUUUGUAAACCAAAGACAAUGUGAUUUGGCUACGUCAGGGGUAGAUAACCUAUGGAACACGUGCCAAAGGCGGCACGCGAGCUGAUUUUCAGUGGCACUAACUUUGCCCGGGUCCUGGCCACUAGUCCAGGGGGUUCUGCAUUUUAAUUUAAUUUUAAAUGAAGCUUCUUAAACAUUUUAAAAACCUUAUUUACUUUACAUACAACAAUAGUUUAGUUAUAUAUUAUAGACUUAUAGAAAGAGACCUUCUAAAAACGUUAAAAUGUAUUACUGGCACGCGAAACCUUAAAUUAGAGUGAAUAAAUGAAGACUCGGCACACCACUUCUGAAAGGUUGCAGACCCCUGGGCUACGUACUAAUUUAUUCUGAGAUGGGUUGGGCUCUUUUCACCAAAAGAGACAAUAUCUUUGAUAAUCUAAAUCCUCUUUGCUGCUGUUAAUUCUUUGGAGGAGAGAGAUGAUGAUGAUGGUAGUGGAUGAAUGGUUUUCUUCUACUUUUUGCACUUCUCUGAAUGAGACAUUCUUUCCUCCGUGAUGGCACCAAUGCUAUUGUGAAUUGGUAUUUACAGCAUGUACUCAUAUUUGCAUAACUCCUGUCUCUUUAGACACUACUAAUGAACACAGACCCCCAGACAUGAUCUCUCAUUUGGGAUCAGCUCCAUUAUUGCCACCUUUAUAGCAGAUGCUGUACAAUGUUUCUUCCUGUCCAUUGGAAAAAUAGGCAUAACAUUUUGCAUGGAAGAAGGCCAUCCCUAUACAGAAGAUCAUCAGCAAAGAAAAUGUAAACUGAUGCAGUCCUGUCCACUGGAAGAGAAGUGCCUCAAAGCAUCAAUGAACCAGUGACCUCCAUGGACCUAAAUUAGCAUUUCUGAACUCUCCACACCAAUGCCAAUGUUUUAUAAAUCAUUUUGUGAAACAACUAAAGACCAUUUUUCUGUUUUUAUAAACCUCUAUUCUGAUUUAAAUUGUACAGAAUCUUGUAGAAAAUCCCAAAUCCAAAGAAAAGUGCACAGAUGUCUGUCAUUCACACACAGAUAUCACCAUGUGAUUUUCAGCUAGGUUCCUCCAUUCUAUUUGUCUUUCAGGGUACUGGAGCUACUUAGACAUGUUUCAGUCUAGACAUCUCUUCAACUGACAGAUGUCUGCCCUAGAGUCAUUCUGUGCAAGAUCUCAUUUUAUUUUGGGAGUGCUCACUUCUUUCAACAAAGUUUUUACUUUAAACUUAUUUUAAUAUAAUGUAUUUACAAUGUAUUGAAUAAUGUCCAAUGUAUAAUGUAAACUUAUUUUAAUGUAAUGUAUUUACAGUGUAUUCAUUGUAAAUGAGAAUUAAACAUUUAUGUCCCAGUUACAGGAGAACUCAAGUUCAGAUUAUGGGUGUUUACAGAUAUUGACGUUUUCAAAUAAGUAUCGUUUUUGUUGUGAAAUUUCACUCCUCAGGGUGCAUAUGAAUUUUUAUCUUUAUUUUUCUUUAAAAAGAAUGUUUUUAUGUUUAUAAUUAUAACUAGAAUUAGAUUUGUUUAGUAUAGAUGUAGUGGUAUAUUUUAUGCCUUCCAAAGUACUGAAGUAGGUGAUUAGUCUAGUCUUACUUCUGCACAUAGGAAUCUUUUAAAGAUAACAUGUAAAGGCUCAGGGGAGGUUAUCAGUCUUUUUUUGCUUCAUUAUGAAGUAUAAGGAAGGUCUGAUUUGAUUUUGUUUUAUUUCUGUUCUGUCUAAAGGAUCUAUUUCUGCUUGUCCCUUACAUUCAAAUUUCAGUGUGUGUCUGGAACACUCUGCGGUGACUCGAGAUCUCGUUGGAUUAUGUUAUCACACUUUCUGAUAAAGGGGAAUCUAAUUAAUUAAAGGGAAGUGAUUUUUUUUUCAGACUGUUUAAAACUUUUUGGGUUUGCUAACACAUAUUUAACUUAAAUAAUUGAGAAAUACCUGGGAAAAGGACAUCUUUGUUUACAAUUUGAUACCCUUACUCUUCAGUUAAUGGCUGAAGCACAUUUUUAUAUCUCCAAGAAGUCUUCCAGCUACAAGAGGGGACACCAGACUUGGCAUUCCUGAUAUUUCUAAGGUAAAAAGCAAAAAAACACUUUCAGGCCUUCCUUAUACAUCAUAAAAAAGCACAAAUAGGCUACAAUCUCAAUUUUAAUUGAUGUUACCUCUUAGGAUUUUAUUAUUGAUCAUCUUAUUAAAAGUUGUUCAGCAGA